GCUCCCCUCUCGGCCCGCACACUUUACGUCGUGCAUUUUACACGGUCUCUCCAUGCAUCUCGAUCAGGCAGCCGCCGGUCGCUUAGCCAACUGAAGCAGAGGGAGGGAUGACUCUGAAGAGUUAAAAUGUCUCAUCGCGCUCUUCGGGGGAGAUGGAGGCGCCAGGGCUUCCAGUGCCUUCAGACAGUCUUUGCAUCAACAAACCAUCUCCAUCACCAGUCAAUCCUCCCACAGUCUCUCCAACAAAAAGUGAUGAAAUCACCAUCGCUCAGCGAGAAGAUUGCCUUCUUCGACCAACUUGAUGCUCUUGACAAUGUGAGCGAUGCGGACGAUGAAGUCGAUGAGAAGGAGCAAGACCAUCGAAACAAGUGUCAAGCCUUUUUCAACUCACGAAAACGGAAGAAUCCCGAACCAGUUCAAGAGAAGGCCAAUGCCCCUUCCCAUCAACGGAGAACUACAUCAAUGCCUACCCCGGCCGGAGUUACGCCAGGCUCUCGGGUCAUUCAAGCUACUCCUGCGGUUCAGAAAAGGGUGACUAGACAGGCCACAGGAAUUGGGGGGCUCCUCCCAAACACUACUUCAUUUGUUGAAGAGACACCGGUGCCGAACACGACUCGCCCACUGCCUGCAACACUUCGGAGGAGUUCAACAGUCCCACCGCCGAAUUCUUCAUCAACAAUCGAGCAGUCCCCAUCGGCAAGCACCGCGUUGAGGAAGCGGAAGCGGCAGACAUCGACCAAGUCGGUGCCCGAAGCUGCCCAGAUGUUCAGGGGUCUCUCAUUCUAUUACAUUCCAAAUAACGACAUUGCCCCUGCGAGAAAGCUGCGCAUCGGCAAGGCUCAGGAGUACGGUGCUCGAUGGGUGCGGAGCUUGGAGGACGCUAGCUACAUCAUCGUUGACAGGCACCUGGAAUACAAAGACCUCGAGUGCGUGCUCGGUGCCGAGGUUUCGGACUCUGUGGUCAUUGUCAACGAGGAAUAUCCCAUCGACUGCAUCUCCUUCCGCACACUACUCAACCCAGACCAGAAUCGGUACCGGGUAGCAGGCUCCCCCGGAAAAAAAGACAAACUUAUCUCUGACGAAGCGCCGCCUCGCCCAUCCCAGAGUCCCGAUCAUUCGUUGCAAGUGAAAGCACCUCGGAAACCAAGAAGGAAGGACUCGACAGAUCCCCCACCUGGGAAUGAACCAGCAUCUCUCGAUGGCUCUGCGCAAGUUUCACGAGAAAAGUCGGAAGACCAGACCUCGGGGGGGAUCUCUGGCAAUUCGUCCGAGGCUCAGGCCCGCCAAGUUCCUCCAACAAUACAGGACGACGAGUCAUCAGACAAAGCCCCGCAUCCACUUCGUCGAACAUCAAGCGCCAAGGAUGAGCUGUCAGAGUAUAUCGAACUCCUUCAGCAGUACAAGGACCUCCCAUUAGACGUAGGAUCGGAUGACGCCCAGUCGGUCAAGGAUGCUCAAGAGGCAGACACGGGCUCCGAGAUCGAAGAACCGUCAGCGGACGAGCGAGCUCGGAAGAGGACGGCAAAAACGCGCCGCAAAGGCCAAAAAGAAAUCCCCUUCGAUGAGCGCUUCGCCUGCAACCGCGGAGGGACCAAAGACGAGGCCGCCGACGGGACCAACCCCAACGCCAAAACCAUCGAGAUCCUCCAAAGCAUGUGCGACUACUACACGCGCACCAAGGACACCUGGCGCAUCAUGGCCUACCGCAAAGCCAUCGCCACCCUCCGCCGCCAGCCCACCAAGAUCACCACCGAGGACGAAGCCUACCAGCUCCCCAACAUCGGCCGCCGCCUGGCCGCCAAGAUCGAGGAAAUCGCCACCACCAACCGCCUGCGCCGCCUCGAAUCCACCCUCGACAACCCGCUCGACCAGACCCUAGAAACCUUCCUCGGCGUCUACGGCGCCGGCACCGCGAGCGCCCACAAGUGGAUCGCCCAGGGCCACCGCACGCUCGACGACCUCCUGCACAGGGCCGACCUGACCCCCAACCAGCGCCUCGGCGUCGAGCGCUACGCCGACCUCAACACGCGCAUCCCGCGCGCCGAGGUCGCUGCCCUGUUCGAGUGUGUGCGCCGCGAGGCCGGGCGCAUCGAUCCUGCCGUCGAGCUGCUGGUCGGGGGCAGCCAUCGGCGUGGCGCGGACAGCUCGGGGGAUAUCGAUAUCAUUGUCACGCGGAAGGGGACGGCGGCGGCGGCGGAGCUGGUGCCGUUUCUGGGGGAGCUGGUGGAGGUGCUGGAGCGGAAAGGGUUUCUGGUGGCCACGCUGGCUGCGCUGCAUGCGGAUCGCGCGGGGAGGGAUGGGGUGGGGAGUAAGUGGCAUGGGUGUUGUGUGCUUCCGCCCGGGGAGGAGGUUGAGGGGGGUGAGGGUGGUGGUGCCCCGAAAAAGCCGAUCUGGCGGCGGAUUGAUUUCUUGCUGGUGCCGGAGGCGGAGUAUGGCGCGGCGCUGAUUUACUUUACGGGGAAUGACAUCUUCAACCGCAGCCUGCGGCUGCUGGCGUCCAAGAAGGGCAUGCGGCUGAACCAGCGCGGGCUGUACAAGGAGGUGCUGCGCGGCAAGAACAGGGCCAAGAUCACCGAGGGCCAGUUGUUGGAGGGCAGGGACGAGAAGCGCAUCUUUGAGUUGCUUGGGGUGAAAUGGCGCGAGCCGUGGGAGCGGUGGUGCUGAGUUUGGGGGAAGGGACGUAGUGGCGUGUCGGAUACCCUGGUUUGGAGGUAUGGCUCUGAGGGAAUGAACGUAUGUGUAUGUAUUGGAUUGUAUUGGAUCUGGUGUCCUUGGGGAAGCCAAAAAGGGUGAUCGGACAAGGAAGGUUGCGAGGGCGUUUCUUAUUGAGUUUGCUUGGUUGAACGACUAACCAACACCAUGGGAUGUGACACGGCUC
This is a messenger RNA of Chaetomium fimeti, 2878 nucleotides long. RefSeq lists its product as uncharacterized. Gene Ontology annotation, molecular function: DNA-directed DNA polymerase activity; DNA binding. The coding region runs from base 127 to 2664 and encodes 845 amino acids. Gene Ontology annotation, biological process: double-strand break repair via nonhomologous end joining. The transcript has a single exon. Lineage: Eukaryota; Fungi; Ascomycota; Sordariomycetes; Sordariales; Chaetomiaceae. Gene Ontology annotation, cellular component: nucleus. The record is from RefSeq and is a predicted model, not a curated record.